This is a messenger RNA of Cherax quadricarinatus, 2256 nucleotides long. Its product is annotated as ubiquitin carboxyl-terminal hydrolase 37. Gene Ontology annotation, molecular function: cysteine-type deubiquitinase activity. The record is from RefSeq and is a predicted model, not a curated record. Gene Ontology annotation, biological process: protein deubiquitination; G1/S transition of mitotic cell cycle. Lineage: Eukaryota; Metazoa; Arthropoda; Malacostraca; Decapoda; Parastacidae. Gene Ontology annotation, cellular component: nucleus; cytosol.
UAUGUGUGGCUGGAGGAGCCAUUUAAUUGCUGGCUACCUACGUCAUUGUUACGCAAGCAGAGUUGUGUGGCUUGAAGGGCGUUUAAUGGCUCCUUGUCUACAAAAAUCGUGUUUAAAAGGCAACGUGGGAGCACUUACUAUACUUUCCGUGGUUAUAUUCACCUCUGGAAAACUAUCACAAUCUUUCAGAGAUGGAAUUUACUCCCAGGAAGCAACCUAGCUACGGCUCGGGUCCUUUGCGUGCAAACCCAUACUCAACUGGUGGACGGAGCUACAUGAGUAGAUUCAAGAAACGAACUGGAAAUGCUAGUACAACUAGGUCAUCACUUGGAACCCCUCCCAGAAUAAGUCUGCAAAGCAAAUUUUCAAGAGCUGACAGAAUUGUAAAUAAUGCAUCGAAGCCUCAAACAAAACCUGAUGAGGGAUCAAACUUGGGGAAAUGGCUAAAAAAAGAUGGGUCAUCUCAAGCUGUUAAGCGGCCAUUUAGCGCUGUAAAUUCUGUAGAGAGUUCAGUAGAUCCUUACAGUGUAUUAUCAGAUAGUGAUUCUGAAGCAUUUGAGACUAAGAACGCAUCUAGUAAUUCUAAAGAUGCUAGCAAUGUUUUCUCUGAUAGUGAUGGUGAAAUAUAUGAUAGGAAGAACAAAACUUCAGACAAGGAAAACUCCCUUUUUGGACCUCCCAAGCAAAGUUCAGUCAAAGUAUACACGAACAAAAAGAAAACUGUGAACUUGUCUAGAUCGAGACUUUUAUGUGACGUAUCUCCAGAGAAAGUUGAAAAAGCAUAUGGGCCCAAACAUCUGUCUGGAGCAGAAAAAGAGAAUAUACCAACAGUGAUUAAAGCUGAACCAUCUGUCAUAGAAGUGACUUCUCCACAUCUCAUAGGAUUUCCCAACUAUGGCAACACGUGCUACUUGAAUUCAGUCAUACAGUCACUGUUCAGUUUACCAUCUUUCUUGAGUGACUUCCAGGUUGUCGCCUCUCAGCUUGGCAUGCCUCAUACAUCACUCUCGUUUGGCCUCAGUCAAGUCUUGUCCUCCCGGAUGAAAGGUCAAGUCUCCGGAGUUAAGCAGUCACUCAAGACUGUUAAGGAGAAUCUGGAGCGAGUUGAUGGAUCAUUUUCUGGUUUCAAAAUGCAAGAUGCAAAUGAGUUCCUGACUCGUGUGCUAGAUACCAUGAAGGAUGAAAUUGACCGGUGCCACAUGACCACCCCUAGCCCAGACCGUCCUUUGAGCUCUCACUCGUUAGUCUCUGCAGCUAAGAAUGAUCUUGAUGAAGAUGUGUCCCUCUGUGGUGGUAGUGGUCAAAAUAUUUUUGAUUUUCCUGAUUCCUUAGAAUCUUCAAAAGAUUCAAAAGACAUUAAUGAUAUCAUGGAUAGUGAAAUUAUCACUGAUUGUGAAGACUUGACUAAGAUGAAUAAGGCAAAAGAUAAUUGUAAGGUAAUGGACAAAGAAGUUGAAAAUAGCAAAUGUACAUUAACAGAUAUCAGUGUUGAAAGACUAACAGGAAGUGAGGAAGUCGAUUCAAAGUUACCAGUUCAUAGUCAAGAUUAUACGCCCAUGAAAAGCUGUGAGGAAGAAGUUUUGCCUAGAAAUCCUGUAAAGGAUAACUUUGAGUUUCAGUUGUUCGAGUCUUACAGAUGUUUAGGGUGUGGUGAAGUAGAGGGGAGAAGACAAGAAUAUUUUGGCCUUUAUGUGAAUCUUCCUGAAGAAGGCCAGGAAUCUAUUCAGGAUGCUAUUUCUUCAUAUAUGAGUGCAGAUGAGCGGGAAUUAAAAUGUGAGAAGUGUGGCCACACUCAGUCCUCUGUUGUUACUUCAAUAACCAGUUUGCCAAGGGUACUUAUCAUCCAGCUGAAGCGAUAUGAGUACAAGCCAGAACAACGUGAAAGUGUGAAAAUGUCAUCGCGUGUACAAAUCAAUCGUUGGAUUAACUUGGACUCUUACAUGACCAGUGAUGGGUGUGGCCCCAAACAUUGGCAUCCAAAGUUUGGCAGCUGUGUAACCCCUCGAACUCCAAAGCAAGCAACUCUAACUGUUCGUAAUUUGUCAUCUGAGUUAAAUGUGUGUGAGGGAAAAAAAGAGGAGGAGGAGCUGCCAGACCUUAUCAGUCCAGCCAAGCCAUUUGGGAGUACCACGGCUAGUGCUGCUGACAAGGAAGACCAAGAACUACAGGUGAGCAGAUAAAAUACUGUACAAAUGAUCCUUUAUGUUUAGUGUUGGGCAACACGGUGUUGAACACACCAUAAAGCAGUUAGUUUUC